UCCGGCCAGAGGUGUGUAGCCUACUGCCCAGCUGACGUGUUGACCAGGAAGCAUAUAGUCCUACCUGGAAUCUACCCUCAUCCGCUACUGGCAACACACUGUAUGUACCCAUGGAUCAGGUGGGUAGUGUGCUCUGUGCCUGAGUGGGACGUGUGCUGUGUUCACUGGGGCCUGAUACCGGGACAGUGUAGGCAGCUGAUACCUGUUUCGUCGUCUGCUACUGGGAUACGAUUCACUGGAUACCUCCAGCCAUCAGCUUUUGUAUUGUACGUCAGAUACUUCCAUUGAUGUGUAAUGGCAGACGUGGAUUUAAGUUCUUGUGUAAUUUGUAUGUAACUGCCAGAAUGACCAGGUAAUACUGACUGGACAAAUGUGUUUUAGUUUACAGAGGAGCUAGGUGUCUGUAUAACCUACCAUUUGUUAUAUGAUUACGGUAUACAGGACAAAGUGUUGUGUUGACACGAUUGAUAUAUACCGAUAGUGUCUCUGUUGUGUAUGCAUGUCAUGUGUUGUUGCAGACGUGCAUAUAUUCACUCAUCCUGAGAUAUAUCUGGCUACCUACCACAUAUGUGGAUACUGUUUCUAUCAACGAAAACUACCUCAAAACGAUUCAGGAUGCAGUUGACGUCGAUAGGGAUGUCAAUACCGUGUUAUUUUUCAACAACAAUCGGUGAACAUACAGUCCACCAGUAAAGAUCGGAAGCCUGUGGUUCAUGUUCAAGGAGUGGACCUCAAAAAUAAAUACUGCUUUGAUAAGAUUACCUUGCCCUUGAGAGCUGACUUUUCACAAAUUGUUUGUGUAGAAUCAACCGUGCUAGGUUGGUUUUGAGAUUUGAAAGCAAGCGGAUCAUAUCUUAUCUAACGCUUUGACUGGAGUACUUCUGGCGUAGCUAACCUGGAAAUUUGGUGUUUUUCGCAAAAUAGGAUCAGUGAAGUGACAGUGAGUCCUGUAACCUGUCGGAUAUCAAUUUAAUUGACAAUCAUAUCAUAAAAUGGAGUGACAGUUAUGGUGUGGAGUUUAUGAGAGAGAGUACUACUGAGGAAACAGUGUCAAUCGGAGGUUGCCUGGACUCAGCCUUCCCCUUUGUGUCCACUGUGGCUGGAAUACAUUUCUGAUGGACAGGUCUAGAUUGCACGUCAUAUGAAAAGAACAGGGGUGCAUGAUCUGACAAAAAAGACCCGGUUUUAGAUCCCACCUCAACUUACUGUCAUGAGCCUUUGACAAACAGAGCAGCAUUUGCUGGACAUGGAAACAGAAGAUAUUAUAACUGUGACUUUACAUCUUCAGGAACACCCAUUACAAACUUGACUAACAGUGGAUUAUACUAAAGUGGUAGCCCAAGUGUAGGAAUCUGUGGUUUGUUCUCCACCUUGAAGGAGUCACAUGUGGAUGAAGUGGUCAGUGCCAAAUGAGGGAAUUGGCUCCCUGAUAGAGAUAACUUUCUGCUUGACCGUUCUGACCUUGCCAAUUGGAUGCCGACUGGUAAAGCUAAUCACUGUCUCAAGCCACAAUUAAACUGUACACACUACUGGAUAGAUUGGGAUGUUUGGACAUGAUGUGAAAACUGGGAUAUCAACUCCAUUGCUUGAUGUUGGAUAAAGCAUACAAAUGAUAUCGUAAGGAUCGUUAGUGUUGCCACCGUUUGUAAAUAUUGUGACUUAUCAACUGGCUAUAUGUCUGGAAUAUUUCCCAUGCGUGAGAUCAGUAAGCAUGUAGAGGACCUGGAUGUGCUGCCACACCCCCUGUCUUACAGUAAGUUUGGGGGGAUGUACCACCGCCCGUGGUCAUCUGUGGUGGAGCUACCAGUCACUGAUACCCACAACUUCAGCUGCAACGUCCUGCACAGCAUUGGGGACUACUACCAGCCCAGCAGAGAUUCCGGGUCCCUGACAUCCUUCUACUCGGAGGACUCGGAGGAGGUCACUAUCUCCAAUGUGUUCGAGGAAAAAGCUGAGAACUUUGUAAUGGCUGCCCUCUUUUGUGCCUCCGAAGAAGGAAAUGUUGAUGGAUUAAAGGAUCUCUCAGAAACAGCCAAUAAUAUAGAUCUGAACACUGCAAAUAAGCACGGUGAGACUGCAGUACACAUGGCAGCUAGUGGAGGCCAUGUUGACGUCAUCAAGUUCUUGCAAUCCAAGGGUGUGGAUGUUGGAGUUAAAGAUAAGCAAGGGGACAGUGCAGUGUACUGGGCGGCUCGGCAGGGUCAGCUAGAUGUCAUCAAAUACCUGCAGGAAGCUAACGUCCCACUGGAUGGCAAAAACAAGUCAGGUGAGAAUGCCCUCCACGUUGCUGCACGCUACGGCCAUGCCCACGUUGUGGACCACCUGUGUGAAGCUGGCGUCUCCAUCAACCUCCAGGACAGUCUUGGCGAGACCCCCGCUCACAGCGCUGCUUGGCAUGGGUUCUCACAUAUUGUUCGAAGCCUAUGUUUUGCUGAUGCAGUUCUUGAUAUUCAAAACAAGGAGGGGGAGACAGCCUUGCACUGUGCAGCAGUCCGCGGCAAUCUACCAUGUGUCAAGAUCCUGCUGGAACAUGGAGCGCCACUGAACCACAUGGACAAGAGAGGAAGUACAGCUCUCCACAUGGCAUGUCACAGGCAUCACACCUCCAUAGCCCUCCUCUUGCUCAACGCUGGAUGCGAGAUGGAUCUCAUGGAGAAGGAGACCGGAGAGAGUGCCCUCCAUGCUGCUGCCCGAGAGGGACUUCUCUCUAUAGUGCAUACCAUGUGUGAGCUGGGCUGUAAGGUGGACACAGUCAGUGUUGAUGGUUUGACUCCCCUCCAUCUAGCCAGCAAGGCCGGCCAUAUCGACAUUGUCCGCUGUCUGCUACUGGCAGGAGCUAAUGCUGAUAUUUCCAACAAGGAUGGGGUGACAGCAGAGAUCAUGGCCCUGGCCCAAGGAUUUUCUGGUAUUGGAGAUCUCCUCUCUAAGGUCCGAGGGGAACGUGGCUCCAUGUACAUCAGUCAGCUCAUCCCCCAGCCACAGCCACUGAAUCGCAUCAAGCUCAAGAUGCUCGGCUCAACCGGUGUCGGCAAGUCCACGCUCAUCGAGACACUCAAGUACAGCUACUUCGGGAGUUUCUUUCGGCGAAGUAGACAAGGCAGCACAAACAGCAAAACGAAAACCAAGAAUAAGUUGUCUCGUCAGUUCAGCUUGCCUACCCCUCUGUGCUACACAGUGGGCAACCCCAUCUACACCAAGGGAGUGGACAUCCAGCAGCUGAAUGUCACAGGUGUUGGAGAGAUGAGCGUGUGGGACUACUCUGGCUAUGAGCCAUACUACAUGUUGUAUGACCACUUCCUCGGGGACACCUGCUGCAUCCACAUGGUGGUGUUCAGCCUCAUCGACUCGUACGAUGAACAGCUGGCUCAGGUCAUCUUCUGGCUCAACUUCCUCAAGGCCAGGAUUCCACUGCAGCUGCCCAUAGGUCACUGUGGCAAGAUGCCGAACACCCCAAAGGUUAUCCUAGUGGCGACCCAUGCAGACAAGGCAGGGUGCACCAAGAACAGCAAGGGCGAGUACAUCAGCAAGGAGGGCAGUGGACUGCUGACCAAGGUGGCGCAGAUGUUCCAGUUUGAUGUGGACAUUGUGGACAAGCUGUUUGUCCUGGAUGCUACUGUAGCUGCCACCACUGAAAUCAAAGUCCUGAAGCAGCAGCUGAGUGACAUGAAGAGUGAGAUUACUUGUAGCCUGCCAAAGACAACUGGGUUCCUUGAAGCUGUGGUGACAAGCCUGCCUUCAUGGAGGAAGUCGUCUUCCUCCUUCCCAGUGUUAUCUUGGCACCAGUUCAUGGAGUACACCAGAAUGAAGGUGAACCCCUUGGCCGGGGAGGGCCACAUGAAGAUGCUGGCAGAACAGCUGCAGCUCAUAGGAGAGGUGAUCUACCUUGAGAGUGAGUUUGUGCAAGAUCUUGUGGUGUUCAACCCGCAGUGGUUGUGUUCAGAUGUGAUCGGUCAUCUCAUCUCCCAUGACAAGAUAGUACAGUCCCGCAUCACCGGCUGUUUCUCAGUUGAUGAAUUCCAGCUAAUGUAUGCUGACUCAGAUGCGCUUGACCUCUUGCAAGUCCUUGAGGCCUUGGAACUUUGUACACCCUGUGAUAAUGAUGGUGAUAUUGAAUAUGAGUUCCCAUGUCUGAAUUUUGUGGAGACACUCAAUGGAUUGUGGCAGAGAGACACAAAACGCUAUGCAAAAGGAGUUUAUGGAGGUGUUCGCCUCCACACUAGCUUCCAGUAUGGUGCUCAGCUUAAGUAUCUGUUCCCAAGGAUACAGGUGUAUCUCCGGAGGAACAUCGCUCAGGAUACAGAUGACCCAUCCAAUGAUACUGACUUGUACCAGUGGCAUCACGGGACCAAGUACUGCUGUGGGGACCUAGAAGGGAUGAUAGAUAUGGACCGCCAUGAACAGUUCCUUGAGAUCAAGGUGAGAGGUUCUCCCGACGCACGGUCUUCCUUGUUCUAUUUCCUUGAGGACCUGGUCAAUAUUGUGGAGCAAGUCAUUGACAAUGUAUGUCCUGGGCUUUGUGUGGAGAGGUAUACCCUGAGUCCAAGUCAGCUGAAAGAACACAAUAAGAUAAUCAGGAGCUACUCACCAACAGAGAUUCUGAGGAUGCAGAUGGACAACAGGCACUCCAUGGUUCUGUCAGGGGAAGUUUAUGAAGACUUUGUGGACAUCGUUUGUAUGGGUUCAGAGGAAAUCAUGGCCAGUAUAUGCACAGGCAUGGAUCUUGACAUUUCACAUCUAUCAAUCCACACACGUAGACUUCUUAGCUAUCUGCUUGAUCCUCCUGAGCAUAUGGGUCGAGAUUGGUGUUUGUUGGCUGUGACUUUAGGUCUGAGCGAUUCCCUUCCUGUGUUGGAUAAGGAGGCAAAUCAGCAGAUGAGUCAGACAGAUCGGGUCCUCGAGGAGUGGUCCAAACAUCAUAGUGCCGCUGUCAGAUUAUUAGUAUCCAAGCUGAAAGAACUGAACCGCUUGGACUGUGUUGAAGCUAUUCUGCGGACAACCACUCCGUUCCGUGUGCCCAACUACGAGGACCAGAGUACAGAAGAGAGUGCCAGUGCCCUUCAGCACACAGCCAAUGCCUCCACUAACACACUCUCCAACUUGUCUCGGUAGCCAUGUGUUGCCUUCUCAGUAGGAAAUAUCACCUUCAGAUGCCACAAACUGAACAGUGUGUGUGAAAGGGGAGACAAUUAGUGAAUAGAAAUUACCUCCCCUUGAAUGAAAUCUUCAACUACUGCUUUUCAUUGCUCAAUGGUGCAUGUUAUUUGAGUCCCAUGGAUCGGAUGGAGUAGGAAUCUUCUGGAUUACAUAUAUGGUGAAGAGUUUAGUCUUGUAGGACUUGAGUUGAAAGCAAGAAUUGAAAUGGUCAAUUUUGCUCUCACUGUUCAACGGGAUUCCUCCAAGUUCCUGCUUGAACACCUACACCGGCUUAUUCUGUGAUCUUCAAACCUCAAGAAGGAGACUUGUGCAUACUACUGUGUCAUCUGAGAAUAUUCCUCAAGAGAUUCUGUGUGCAGUGUUCAGAAUCUCAAAGUGUUAAACAAUGAUUAUUGAAGAAACAGACAAUCAGUCUGUAUUAUCCAGUGCUGAACUUAGACAUUGGACUAUUUGCAAUGUGCAAUGCUUUUGUCAGACUACAACUGUCAGUACGACAAGCAACAGAUCGAAUGACAAAAUGCAUUUCUUUUCUUGAUAUUAUUCUAACCAUGCACUUUGUAAAGCUGUUUCUAUGAUUAUGAUAUAUGUUAGCCUAACAACCAUCAUAUUAGUUGAUGAACUGAAAUGAGAUGGUGCCUAUCUUCAUCCAAACUGUUCUACAUGCAAGCUGAUCAGGGCUUUCACAGACAUAUGGAUAACAUGCAAGAAAUGUGCAUGUGUGACACAUUGAUAACAUUCAUGUUUAGCAUUUCUCAUUUACUUGACCACAUCAGUGCCAUCAGUUUCCAAAACCACAGCAUUAUGCCAAAACUGCUGGAGACUAGCCCAGGAAAUAUGUCAUUCAGGUUCCUUAGCUAGAUGCUUUGCCAGAUAGGACAAUGUAGGCAGAUGAGCUUGGUAGACUAGACAUCUGAUGAUGAAGCAGAGGCGUCUGAAAUACCAUUGUGGCACUUGUCUGUGCACUUGUUCCUGUGCUUCUCAUCUUCCUGUAAAUAUCUGACUCCCAUCAUUGUAAAUGUCCCGAUUAUUGACAAGCUGUACUGCUGGUACACGAUUGAGUACGAGUUGAUAUUUCUAUCAGUAUGAUGUAUGUUCAACAAACUGCCUGUAUAUGUAUUUCAUUAGCAUGUGUUGCGUACAAAUGAAAUCCUUUCUACCCAACCC
This is a messenger RNA of Haliotis rubra (blacklip abalone), 6318 nucleotides long. Its product is annotated as death-associated protein kinase 1-like. Gene Ontology annotation, molecular function: ATP binding; protein serine/threonine kinase activity; TIR domain binding. The transcript has 18 exons. NCBI's taxonomy places the organism in Eukaryota, Metazoa, Mollusca, Gastropoda, Lepetellida, Haliotidae. The coding region runs from base 1675 to 5109 and encodes 1144 amino acids. Gene Ontology annotation, biological process: MyD88-dependent toll-like receptor signaling pathway; protein phosphorylation; intracellular signal transduction. Gene Ontology annotation, cellular component: nucleus. The record is from RefSeq and is a predicted model, not a curated record.